UCUUCCCGCUUCCUCUCACGCUUCUCUUCGGUUCCUUUGAAACCCUAACGAAAAAUACCAACCUUGACGCCGGAGAUCUCCGCCCCGAGAUCUCCGUUCCCAUGGCCUCAAUCUGAUACUCUCCAGUCGUCUCCUCCAUCUCAGAAGAAACCCUAACAAUGGAGAGGGAUCGCUCCUCCGGCGACUCCUCCUCCGACGAGGAGGAGGAACGCGGGGCCCUCGUCCCCCAAAACGAGGUCAAACCCCGCUGCCGCUUUGCGGCUUUCGAGAUCGGCGACCUCCCCGCCCGGAUCCGCCGCGGUUUCUGGACCCGCAAGUGCUACCUCCUUGCCAUCUGCCUCCCCCUCGUCAUCAUCCUCCUCUUCUUCUCUCUCGACCUCGGCAGCCUCUUCCGUGGCGUCUCCAUCAUACGGGCCGACUCCACCGGCGACCGGAUGCGGGAGUCCGAGCUCCAGGCGAUCUAUCUCCUCAGAAACCAGCAAUUAGGUCUUAUGAGACUCUGGAAUCGCACACUCUCCUUCGCACAUUCCAGAUCCGAGGUCUCACCUUCUCCUCCUUCAGCUCCAUUCAACAGCUCCAACUCCACCACUUCAGAUAGAGUCGUCGAUCCGUCGCAGUCCUUGAAUUCGGUCUCGUUCGAGGAGUUCAGAUCGGCAUUGCUAGAGCAGAUCAAGUUGAAUAAACGGAUCCAAAAUACUCUUCUUUCCAAUCAUCGGGUCGGAAACACUUCCUUAGCAUCAUCAGAUGACAAUGUGGACUUCGAUCCAUCGAAUUCUGGAGUUGAUGUGUGUAGGAAAGUGGAGAGACCAACGGAGAGAAGGACGAUUGAGUGGAAGCCACGGAAAGAUCGAUACUUGUUUGCUAUAUGUUUGUCUGGCCAGAUGUCCAACCAUUUGAUCUGUUUGGAGAAGCAUAUGUUCUUCGCCGCACUUCUGGGCCGCACCCUGAUUUUUCCGAGCUCCAAACUUGAUUACCAGUACGACCGGGUGUUGGACAUCGACCACAUUAAUGAGUGCUUCGGUAGAAAGGUUGUGAUCACAUUCGAAGAAUUCCAUGAAAUGAAGAAGAAUAAGAUGAGGAUAGAUAGGUUUGUAUGCUAUAUUGCAUCGCCCCCUUGUUACCUGGAUGAGGAGCAUAUUAAGAGGUUGAAGAAGUUGGGGAUUUCGUUGGGCAAGAUUGAAGCUGCUUGGCCUAAGGACGCCAAGUUGAAGACACAAAAGAAGAGGGUCGUGGAUGAUAUUGUGCCCAAAUUCUCGUCUGACGAUGAGGUUCUUGCUAUUGGGGAUAUGUUCUACGCAGAUGUGGAGGAAGAGUGGGUGAUGCAGCCGGGGGGUCCUCUCGCUCACAAAUGCAAGACAGUGAUCCAACCGAGUCGGCUUAUUAUUCUUACAGCGCAACGCUUCGUGCAGACAUUCUUGGGGAGCAACUAUAUAGCUCUGCAUUUUCGUCGGCAUGGAUUCUUGAAAUUCUGCAAUUUGAAAAAAGAGAGUUGCUUUUAUCCCAUUCCCCAAGCUGCAGAAUGCAUACUACGAGUGGUAGAGAGAGCUAAUGCCCCCGUGAUUUAUCUUUCUACGGAUGCUGCUACGAGUGAAACAAAUCUGCUACAGUCUAUGGUUGCGUUUAAUGAUAAGCCAGUCCCUCUGGUCAAGAGGCCAGAUCAUGCUAGUGCCGAGAAAUGGGAUGCCUUGUUAUAUCGAAAUCACAUUGGUGGAGAUAGUCAGGUAGAGGCCAUGCUGGAUAAAACAAUUUGUGCAUUGUCAAAUGUUUUCAUAGGAGCCUCAGGUUCAACUUUUACUGAGGAUAUCAUUCGACUCCGGAGAGGCUGGGACUCUGCUUCGCAGUGUGAUGAGUACCUUUGCCAGGGAGAGCUGCCUAAUUACAUAGCCGAGCUGCAGUGAGAGGAGAAGUUAUGUGGCAUGCAUCACGCCAUCACAAAUAUAUCCUUUGUUCUUAGUGGUUGCCUGUAUAUUGAUGUGUAAAGUAUGUGUAAGAGUAUUUUGAUCCCAAUGACCUCGAUUCAUUUAGCAGACUGCCAAUUGAAUGUUCUGUUACAGUAGUGUAAUAGAAAUAUAUGAUUUCCUUCUAUCAAAAGCCUUGCCAUUUCAGGCAGUGGGCAACAACUAUGCCACA
Elaeis guineensis (African oil palm) is the source of this 2130-nucleotide messenger RNA. RefSeq names its product O-fucosyltransferase 36. Gene Ontology annotation, biological process: protein O-linked glycosylation via fucose. The record is from RefSeq and is a predicted model, not a curated record. Gene Ontology annotation, molecular function: peptide-O-fucosyltransferase activity. Lineage: Eukaryota; Viridiplantae; Streptophyta; Magnoliopsida; Arecales; Arecaceae.